AUGUCGUUGAUGAUGUUGGGGGGUACAUCGUACAUCACCGACGACGACCUGACCUCGCUCGAGCUGUACUCGCCGCGCACCGACGUCGACGCAAGCUGCCCCGAUUCGCGCCCACCCACAGCUUCGUCACAUGAUCGGAUUGACGGCGGCCGAGUUGCAGCUGCGACGGGCGCAUCGGCUACCUCCGCGAACGCUCACACCCCGCCGACCUCGCAACCGUGCUACAGCGAGAAGCCACUGCCUCCGAGGAAGCAGGUUUCGUUCUGCCCCUUGGCAUUGCUGAUUGAAUGCGCGGCCGACUGCAAGAUCACCAAGGCCGCGUCAACAAUCGUUUGCGGAGCCGGCGGCAACUCCAGUUCGAAUAAUGCGGGGCGGAUAGCAGCAGCGGCCGGCGCCACCGCGAGCGUCGCCACAAGCACGAACAGCGACUACGCCUUCGCCAUAACACCUACAUCCCCUGUUACGAGCGCGGCAAACAGGAACAAGCCCAGAAUCGGCGUCAAGACGUAUUGGUGAGUGCUGCCUUGAUUGACCAAGAGGGGGUGCUUGGUGGGAUCCACGCCUGCGGUUCGAGGAGCACCUGAGCUGACUGUAUGCUGUUUCACACCUGCUACUCGGAACCUUCCCUGCCCUUGAAUUGCGGGUCUCCCACUCACUGCGCUCUUCGGUUACCCAAUCUGACGAUUUCCCCCUCGACCGUCAACCCUUUUCAGCCUCGACCUCCCCAAUGCUUCGAAAGCGACGGCCAAAGCAUGGCAGGCGGUCUGUACAAAUCUUUCGACCGGUCUCCAACCGCUCCUCUCCCCUGGCGCUGGGUCUGCCGGAUCCAGGAAUACCGUCACCUACUCCUCCAACAGAGCAAGAGAGUCAUCCCCCGAACGUGACCAGGAUCGAAAAAUGCUUGCCCGGUCGCGCUCAGAUUCGGCUUCGUCCCUGGGAUCGAGUCGGGGAUCAUUCUCGUCGACGGGCAAGUACGACCUUGACGACGAGGAUGAGGACGAGAGACACGGUCGAACAGGGGACGUGAGCCAUUCACCCGGCUUCAUUCCUAAUGCUCCGUCGCGAAUCACGAUCAAACUGCCCAGUUUGCAGCGGAGAGGGACCUUGCCGUCGUCCGGAUCAUUGUGUCCCAUUCGGAGUUGUCUCAAAGCACGAUCCGCAUCGGAGUCGUCCUCGAAAUCUUGCCAGACCGAGCCCGACGUCGAAUCUCCCACUAUCGCUUAUCCGUCAAAGCUCUCUACAUUCCCAACAGCAAUCGCAUCCCCUGCCUCUUCGCGGACAACGCGCUCGACCCCCUGUAUCUCCCCCGUGGAAUCUGCCCCGAUGGCACAUCGAGCGCUCAUGGCCAGCCACCUCUCUCCCGACCGGCACGCCCUAAGUAUCCCUCUCACCGACUGCUGCGAGCGAUGUUCCCAAGCAACCGAAGUCGGCCUGUGCGCUGAUGAGGAAUACGAAGAACCGUGGAGCAAAGCCGCGAUGAGGAAGCGCAAGUUUGACGUUAAGCGCAAGGCCGGGGUAGUCAACACGGGCGAAGACGCUACGAAGUGUGACGGCGCUUUGGAAGAGGUGCUCGUGGACGCUGUUUCGUGUUUGAAUGCCGAUUUGGGGGUCAAACGAGCCACUUUUGCGGGAGCGACGAAAACGACGAUGGAUCUCGUCAAGAUAGGCGACGAGGAAGAGGAGGAAGUCGGGGUACCGACGCAGGGGUUGAUGGCGGCGGCCGUCGUUGAUGAACUGGGCAAGACGGUUAUAGUCGAUGAACCAGAAGAGGAUGGAGAACCGGACAUGGCUUCGGGAGAAGAAGAGGGAUCAGCGCUGGACAAUCCUGCAACAUCGAUCGAGCCAUGGUCGGCCGAACGAUCUACGGCCAGUGCGGACGAAGUCGGCGAGCCGGAGGCGCAUCACGUCACUCAGGCCACUACUGCAAGCGCUACAAAGCUCAUCACAUCGCCUCCCGUCUCCGAUAUUGCUCUUGGGUCACCUUCAUCCGAGCCAAAAUUUCUCUCCGCAGCGGACAUCCUCCCACCUCAAGUCCCUGUCGUCACACCCAUUGGCAACAAGGCACCGGUUUCGUCCUCGAGCACACGGCCGGCUCCGACGAAACGCAAGCUAUCACUGUUGAACUUUGGAAAAGGGAUUGUCGACGCCGGAUUUGUAGCGAACUUCGGUGGUGGAUCGUCGAGGCCGUUCGUUUGA
Microbotryum saponariae is the source of this 2196-nucleotide messenger RNA. NCBI's taxonomy places the organism in Eukaryota, Fungi, Basidiomycota, Microbotryomycetes, Microbotryales, Microbotryaceae. The record is from the annotation of a GenBank genome assembly.